Molecule: messenger RNA, 2530 nt
Organism: Diorhabda carinulata
Lineage: Eukaryota; Metazoa; Arthropoda; Insecta; Coleoptera; Chrysomelidae
Product: serine/threonine-protein kinase MARK2-like
Exons: 1
Coding region: 72-2456 (794 amino acids)
Biological process (GO): microtubule cytoskeleton organization; protein phosphorylation; intracellular signal transduction
Cellular component (GO): cytoplasm
Molecular function (GO): tau-protein kinase activity; ATP binding; protein serine/threonine kinase activity
Source: RefSeq, a predicted model, not a curated record
GUUGUUCCAUGUGGUUGUCACCCUUUCUAUCUUCUAUUGGUUUGUGUGAAGCCGUUUGUCUAUAGUUACCAAUGAUUUAUGGUGGUAAAAUCAAGGAACCCCGUUUUUGUCGAAUAAUUUUGAGGUUAAUAUGUCAACAUCCCGUGUAUCUGGUUUUGUCAGUUGUGAUAGUAGAAAGCAUCCGAUUUUUUUUAAGCGUUAAACGUACCAAAUUGAAAACAAAAUUUAAUCCAUACAGUAUGUCUCCGGAUGUGCAAAGAAAGAAGCUUGUGUCAGUGGGAAAUUAUAUUUUUACUGGAAACACUUUAGGAAAAGGAAAUUUCGCUAGAGUAGAAGAAGCCGUUCAUACUAUUUUAAAUGUAAAGGUAGCCAUUAAAAUCAUCGAUGUGAAUCAUAUUAAAGAAGAAUAUGUUAUCAAAAAUCUGUACCGAGAAGCGAAAAUAAUGUCGAAAUUGAAUCAUCCUUGUAUAGCUUUUCUUUAUCAAACGAUGCAGAGAUCGGACAACGUAUAUUAUCUUAUAACGGAAGUAGCUAGCGGUGGAGACUUGUGCGCUUUUGUGAAACGACAUGUACACGGUAAACUUCCAGAAAAACAAACUAAAAUAUACGCAAGACAAUUUUCGUCGGCCUUUAGUCACAUGCAUAACCUCAAAAUCGUCCAUCGUGAUUUAAAAAUGGAAAAUGUAAUGCUCAAUAGCAGACAAACACAAAUUAAAAUUGUAGAUUUCGGUUUAAGUAACUUUUGGUCUCCAGAUAAUCCUUUGAGGACCCACUGUGGUUCCCCCGAGUACGCGGCUCCCGAACUUUUUAUUACAGGUAAAAAAUACGGACCGGAAGUUGACUUGUGGAGCUUCGGUAUCAUUUUAUACGGUAUGGUCCUCGGUCAGUUACCUUUUGUUACUAGCAGAUCCACACAGCUUCCGUCUCAAGAAAGAAGAAAGCAAUUGGUAGAACAGAUAAACAAAGGCUUGAGUACGUCUCAUCGUAGAGCUCUGUCAUCGUUCACAACGGAAUUUAGAAGUUUGAUGAGUAGAUUAUUAGUGGCGGAUAUCACGAGAAGAAUCACAACUAAAGAAUUAGCAGUCCAUCCGUGGAUAACAGAUAGAGGUAAAAAGAUAAUAGUCGCUAAUCCUCUGAAGAAUUUAGAUUCUUACGAAAAGAGUAAAAUAGUGAGUAAAAUCAAUACAUCUUUACAAAUGGAGCCUAAAGUUUUGAGUUCGACUUUAGUUCAAGAGCCUUUAGGUAGAAUUGCGGGUAUGUUUAAUAUUCUCAAACGACGAUAUCAACUGAGUCAAGUACAUGGUGACGGCACUUCACAAACCAUGUCAUCGUUGAACAUUUUCGAAUUAAAAAAUUUGUCGAAAUCUUUGGAAAAAAAAAGUUCGAGCAGUACUAGAGAACACAAAUUGAAAAUGCUACAAACCGCUUUCCAAAAAUCCCAAACGACCCAAACGCAAACGAAAAAACCUGAUUAUCGUUCGCCGAGAGUGUCAUUAAGCGAAGGAAAACCGUCGAAACCAACCAAUCCAAUCAUCGAACAAGAAAAAAUCAAAUCAGCGAAAAUAAAAAAAUAUUCCAAAAUCAGACCAAACACUGUACAAGAAAUUAUUAAACAAGAACACGAAUUGGAGAAAAUUGAGGAAUCUAUUAGACCCAGUACCGUUCAGCCACUUUCGCAAACAAAAAGUUCCCCUGUAGAUUAUAGAGAAAUCAAAUCUCCUUGUUUAAGAAGAAAAGUUUAUUCCGCCACUAUAACCCAACACAUCAAUUCCCCAAAACAAAAUAAAUCACCUACAAAUUUAAAACAAAAAGAUAUUCCUCUAGUACCUACAAAAGCAUCGGAAAAACUUGACGUUCCGUUCGGAAUCAAACUUCCUAAACUGAUACUACACAAUUCGAAACCCAACAAAAAACAAAUCCCUCUACUUCCAAAAAAAUCCAAGAACCUAAAACCGAAAGAGAAAGAAUAUACGGCUAAGAUAGAACUCAAAAGAAGUAGCGAUUUGAAAGCUUCAAAAAAGUUACUAGAAAUAUCGCAUUCCACCGAAUCGCCCCAUUAUUCCAAGAAAGAAGUAUCGUUACGACCUCCUGACGCGAAUCCAGAAAAUACCAACUCGAAAUCAGAACAUAGAACAAGAAGACCGCCAACUACAGCUCCUUUACAUGAAAUAUUAGAAACAUCUCUAAGAACAGCAGGCAUUGUAACUUCUAAUUCAAAAUCGAUUAGAAAGCACUCCGGAUCAACUAAUAUAAACGUUGGUUCAAAAGAAAGGAAAGAAGAACCUGUUGAUAGAUCCAAUAUGGCUUACGGUGAUUACGUUAGCCGUGCCUCGACGACUCCAGCAGGACAUAACAAAAAAUUAGCUAUUUAUGAUCCUAUCGCCAAAUCCAUAGCUGAUUAUGUUUCAAACAACGUUUCUAAUAAGAUUUACCAUUACCCUUGGCUUAAAAAAUGAAAGUUAUUGUUGAAAUAAGUCAUAUUAAAAUGUAAAUAAAAUUUACUCAAAUAACAAAAUGGCAAUAACUACUA